AAGUGCUAACUUUGCCUUGCUCUUCUUCAUUACAGAAAGAACGCACUCCAGAUUUCUUUGGAUUUCAUUGAUUUUUCUGUGUGAAUCAGCAGAAGACCCAGAGAGGCUUGGAGCUCUAUACUGAAGACAAUGUCUGGAAGCUUCUACUUUGUAAUUGUUGGCCACCAUGAUAAUCCAGUUUUUGAAAUGGAAUUUUUGCCACCUGGGAAAACAGAAUCCAAAGAUGAUCACCGUCAUCUGAACCAGUUUAUUGCUCAUGCUGCUCUCGACCUUGUGGAUGAAAACAUGUGGCUUUCUAACAACAUGUACUUAAAAACUGUGGACAAAUUCAAUGAGUGGUUUGUAUCGGCAUUUGUCACUGCAGGGCAUAUGCGAUUUAUUAUGCUUCAUGAUGUAAGGCAAGAAGAUGGAAUAAAGAACUUCUUUACUGAUGUCUAUGAUUUGUAUAUAAAGUUUGCAAUGAAUCCAUUUUAUGAACCCAAUUCGCCUAUUCGAUCAAGUGCAUUUGAAAGAAAAGUUCAAUUUCUUGGGAAGAAGCACCUUUUAAGCUAAAUUGGGGAAAACCCUAAAAUAAACAGUAUCACCAUUAUGAGAUAUACUCAGGAAUGUGUGUGCUGUGAGUAAUUUGGAAUAGCCUGGUAAACUUUCACUUAAAACUGUACAUUAUUUUCAUGUUGAUUAUCAGCAUUAAUAUUUGCUUAUGAACAGUGUUAUUUAUUUACUAAGAGCUCUUUACCAGUAAUUUUAAAUGUUUUUAUUUAAAAGCUUGAAAAUGAACUUUUGUUUUUUCCUAAUUGAGGUAAUUUGAUCUUAAUUUAUUAAUUCAAAAGCAAAUGUCAUAGUUAAUAUGUGUUAGAUGUAUAUAAAGCUAAAAUGUUCUAUAGACAUGAAUGAAACUGAGUUAUUUAACAUUUAGAGACGUUCUUUUAAAAUGCAUAAUAUACUGCAGUACCAAGAAGCUGAAGCAGAAAGCAUCUGCCACGCCAAAUGUUACAUGCUUUCCUGCCUCUGUCAGAGGCUAAGAAUAAUGAUCCUGCUGGAACUCGAAACCCUUAGACCUGUGUACACUGGAUCAGUUUCAGGCCAUGGCAAAAUGUGUUGCCCCUGUCACCUUAUAGUCUUAGGUUUCCUUUCUUUAAUAAACUAAAGGGUUAAUGAACUUGUUAAUAUCUGUACUUGAAAAUGUUAUAAUAUAGAUUUGGUAUUACUAAUAAAAGCCUGGGCUAUACUGACAUUUGCACUUAGCCUUUUAGGCUGUAUACGGGGUGAGAAGUGGCAGAAAUGGCCUCUCCUAUAAGAAAUGUUGGUUUGAUUUUACAAUAUCCAUGGAAAAGCAAGUAAACCAGAUUUUCAUGUACAUACUGGAAUUUUUUUUCCAUUCUAAGUUUUGAAUAAGCAGUUCUAAGCUUACUGUCUGGUGAAGUUGUUAACAUCACACUCUU
This is a messenger RNA of Acomys russatus (golden spiny mouse), 1442 nucleotides long. RefSeq names its product trafficking protein particle complex subunit 2 (gene Trappc2). The coding region runs from base 130 to 552 and encodes 140 amino acids. The transcript is spliced from 5 exons. Lineage: Eukaryota; Metazoa; Chordata; Mammalia; Rodentia; Muridae. Gene Ontology annotation, biological process: endoplasmic reticulum to Golgi vesicle-mediated transport. The record is from RefSeq and is a predicted model, not a curated record. Gene Ontology annotation, cellular component: nucleus; cytoplasm; TRAPP complex.